AUGGAUCGGUUGAUUGGUGGGAGUCAAUGUGACGUUGGGUUUGACUCGAUAUUGUUUUGCUUUGAAGGCUUCAACACGGACGCAUUUUGGGGAUACUUUACAUACCCCGAUGAUGAGAGCGAAAUACCGUUCCGUCUCUACGAAGGCUGCCACACAAAUCACAUCUGCUUCCCUGAAGGCUGGUUCUGGGUCAUCUGGAUCCUCUCAUGGCAGGGCAACCCCACCGCCAGGCUGAUGGACAUGUUGACGUAUCUUCUCGACUGCGCCGAUGCCGGAGUGCCAGGUGACCAGAUUCCAAGCACUGCCAAGGUGACCAAGAUGUUUGGGCUCAAGUACCCCGAGGACCUGUCCUCGUACGGCUCCACCGAGGCUGAGCAAAAGUUUUACUACUUUGGCUGGGUCGCCAUCGGUGACGCCUGCGGCUUCACAAACCCGCUGCUGUCGCCGGGCAUCAACGUCAACAUGUCGAUGUCGACAUACGCCGCCGAGCUCACGCACACAGCAUUGAAUGCUGCGCGCGAGGCCAGCGACUCCUCGGCGGCAGAGCAGUCGAUUAGCCAGACGUUUGCGCCCUAG
Pyricularia grisea is the source of this 576-nucleotide messenger RNA. RefSeq lists its product as uncharacterized. The record is from RefSeq and is a predicted model, not a curated record. The coding region runs from base 1 to 576 and encodes 191 amino acids. NCBI's taxonomy places the organism in Eukaryota, Fungi, Ascomycota, Sordariomycetes, Magnaporthales, Pyriculariaceae. The transcript is spliced from 2 exons. Gene Ontology annotation, molecular function: catalytic activity.